Messenger RNA from Arabis nemorensis, 597 nucleotides. The record is from the annotation of a GenBank genome assembly. NCBI's taxonomy places the organism in Eukaryota, Viridiplantae, Streptophyta, Magnoliopsida, Brassicales, Brassicaceae.
AUGAGCAAAGAAGGUUUAAUCGCUGCUAAAGAACUCAAACGUCUUCAAACCAAAUUAGUCCGACUCGAUCGAUUCAUUUCUUCUCAUGUCUCUCGUCUUCUUAAAUCCGAUCUUGUCUCUGUUCUUGCUGAAUUUCAAAGACAAGACCAAGUUUUCCUCUGUAUGAAGCUGUAUGAAGUUGUGAGAAGAGAGAUUUGGUAUAGACCGGAUAUGUUCUUUUACAGAGACAUGCUAAUGAUGCUUGCAAGGAACAAGAAAGUAGAUGAAACCAAGAAAGUAUGGCAAGAUUUGAAGAAAGAAGGAGUUUUGUUUGACCAACAUACAUUUGGAGAUCUUGUUCGAGUGUUUUUGGAUAACGAGCUUCCGUUUGAAGCAAUUAGAUUGUACGAAGAGAUGAGAGAUUCUCCUGAUCCGCCUUUGUCUCUGCCUUUUCGAGUUAUUCUUAAAGGACUUGUUCCUUAUCCUGAGUUAAGAGAGAAGGUGAAAGAGGAUUUCUUGGAGCUUUUCCCUGGAAUGGUUGUUUAUGAUCCUCCCGAGGAUUUGUGCGACGAAACUGAUGAAGAAGAUGAAGCAAGAACGGAUAGCGAUCUUGAUUAA